AUGAAUUUCGGUUCGUUAUGUAAACGUUUUAACGAAUUAAUUAACACUAACCAUGUCGUUUGGAAACAUAAAUUCAAAUUCAUGUAUCCAGUUAUUUUUGAGGUUGCUGAAAAGUUUAGUGAUGGUAAUUGGCUGAAUGAUUUUAAGGAUUUUAUGAAACACAAGCAACUCGUCUAUAGGGAACUAAUAACAAUGUCUCCUAAGCAUUAUUGGAAAAUUGAUGAUAUAACUCCACAGGAUGUGAGUUAUUUUUUUGAAAUAGCAUCAACCAAUAGUCGCAGCUAUUACUAUACAAUAUACAUACUGCAAGAUAUUAUUAGGAAAGGUAAUAAAGUCCUAAAUAACUUCCAAAGCAAAAAACCAUAUACAUUAACAGAAAUACAUUAUGCAAAAAGUGUGGUUCGCUGUCUUAUACAUUGUUAUAUGGCUGUAAAAUGGGUGAAGGCCCAGAUUAGCCAUGAGUUACCUCCAGAAAUCGUUAUCAAUUACUUCUUGCAGUGGAUUGACACUGUAAACUUACACUUGAACGAAGAUGUUGAAGACCAAUUACAGCAUUUGGCCAAUAAAGUUAAGAUUCAUUUGGAUAAAAUGCAUUCAGAUCAAUUGGUAAAAAGCAAUGACAAAAGAUACACUCCAGGGCAAAUAUUUAUAGCAGUUUCUCAAGUGCUCUUUCAUCAAAGGCACAUGGCUCUUACGACAAUCGCAAAUUUAGAUACUCUCGAUAUAGUAAAGAUUGUUCGGGAAAAGAAUGUGAACGAUUCGAUUGAGGACGAGUCCGACUCUUCUUCGUCGAGUUCAUCUCAAAGUGGAAAGCCUGCCUUGAAAAGAAGGAAUUCAAAAGAAGACCCAGACUUCGAAGAUCUCAUAAACCAGGUAUGGGCACAUAAGUAUGGAAACCAGAUUGUUGUGUUUGCUAUUUUUCAAGCAGUGGCAAAAAGAUGUGGGGCAGAGUGUGAACUUAUUGUAUUCUCAAACCAUUUGUUUCUGGAGUGGCGUAGCGACGAAAGCGAACCAAACGCCCAAGUGUUCACUAUCAACGUCGCUACCGGUGAACUUGAGCCAAAACGCCGAUGUCCAUUCGCACAGAGUAACCAGAACGCCCGUUAUAAGUACAGUGCAGAUUCAUUAUUGCAGUGCCUUCACUCGUCAUUUCUCAAGACCAUGGGUGCUAUAAAAAGCUGGAUGACACAAAAUGCGUCAGAUCUUUUAGGAUUCCUGGGUGGAAAUAACAGCAUUCAUAGUCAAUACGACAUUUUUUAUAAAUAUUUGUUCCGGCUUAUUGAUAUGGCGGGCUUAAAUUCAAAUCUAAACCUGAAGAAUUUGACCGAAAGAGAGUUACAGAUUAUAUCUAUGUUAGUACAUGUAAGCACGGGAGCCACAAACAAAGCAGUUAAAAUAUCUAAAGUGAAAAAGCACCACAGUGGUGUCCUUUUCGCUGUAGGCAUGAUAUGCUAUCACAAGGAGCACGAAUACGUAUGUAUAAUACGUGGCUGGGACUUGACUUGCGGCCCGGAGUGGCGGGCCAGCAUCCCAAAGAAAGACCUCAGUUUUGGCCACAAACAGCCCUUUUAUCAUGUGCUUGCUGCCGAUCAAUCGGACAGAUACGUUGCACAAGAAAAUUUAAUCGCUUUGACUCAUCCAACCCGGUUGUACCAUUUAGAAGAAUUUGUGGCUAAAGAGUUCUUACAUUUUGAUGGCUUCAGCUAUGUUCUUAAUGAUGAGAAAAGACUGGAAUAUCCCGAUGAAGACCCAAUUGUCGAGGUGUUUCGACGACGAUCCCAUGUAGCGUAA
Messenger RNA from Parnassius apollo (apollo), 1791 nucleotides. Lineage: Eukaryota; Metazoa; Arthropoda; Insecta; Lepidoptera; Papilionidae. The record is from the annotation of a GenBank genome assembly.